Molecule: messenger RNA, 2773 nt
Organism: Lytechinus pictus (painted urchin)
Lineage: Eukaryota; Metazoa; Echinodermata; Echinoidea; Temnopleuroida; Toxopneustidae
Exons: 8
Coding region: 195-1319 (374 amino acids)
Biological process (GO): regulation of cyclin-dependent protein serine/threonine kinase activity; mitotic cell cycle phase transition
Cellular component (GO): cytoplasm; cyclin-dependent protein kinase holoenzyme complex; nucleus
Molecular function (GO): cyclin-dependent protein serine/threonine kinase regulator activity
Source: RefSeq, a predicted model, not a curated record
AUUCCUGCUCUGGGCCAUCGACGAGAUAUAGGUCUAUGUCAUUGUUCGUUUAGUGAACUGAGAUUUGUAAUCCUAACUGGGUACGUUGCUUGUUAUGCAGUUGUUGCAAAAGCAUUUAGCUUCAAAGAUUUUUUUCUUUUAUACUCUGUACUGUUUAACCGCCAAUCUCCUAAAGAUAUCAAGGAAGAGGUUUGAUGAUGGAUCGCCCUACAAGAGUAUUAAGACCGCGUGUUAGUGGCAGGGUCUACAAACAUGACGUGGACAAGACGAUGGACAAGGAGAAUAGAGCAAGACAAGUUACAAGGAAGAGGGUGACUGUAGCCAAACAUGCCAAAGGACAAGUUUGGAGAGAGCGAAAAAGGGUCAAAUCAAAUGGAGUGCCGACAGUGCAAAUCAGCGAUGAUGAUAUGGCCUUCCUGAUGCGACAGAAAAAUGUCGACAAGUUCUUUGACCCGUCUGUGCAAGAUUACGACUACCAUGAGGAUAUUGUUGCAUAUCUAAAGGAGAGAGAAACAUUGCUUGAUAUGAGCAGAGAAGCGAGUCGAUCUUCCGUACAGCCGUUACAUCGUGAAGUAUUAAUAGAUUGGCUUACAGAUGUACAAGCUCAUCUUGAACUUGAGAAUGCAACAUUACACUUGGCAAUUGCCUUGAUAGAUGCAUACGCAAUGGAGCGGAUUAUCUCUGUACAUUCGCUUCAGCUCGUAGGAAUCACAUGUCUGUUUGUAGCCUCAAAGUACGAGGAUGUGUACGUUCCCAGUGUGUCUACUCUUUGUAUGUUGUGUGCCAGUUGCUACAAAGAGAGUGAUUUACUGAAGAUGGAACCACGGAUAUUACGCACUUUGGAAUACAGUCUCUUUUUCCCCACCGCUGUUGAUUUUCUGCCUCUUUUUUUCACCCUUGCUGAUAUUGAGAAUGAGACGCUGGUCUUCAUGUGUAACUACCUGGUGGAUCUUACCCUACCAUUGCUCCAUUCCAUGGACUCCCGUCCAUCAAUUUGGGCCGCCGCUGCUAUCUUCUUAUCCCUCACAAUUCGAAGAUCCCAUCACCUAUCUAACAAUGAGCAGAAGAAUCCAUUCAGAAUGAAUAACUGUGGAGUAUGGAGUUUACGUCUGCAGACAGUGACAAGGUAUGGUGAACUAUCCAUGACCAACGUAGCAAGAAAAAUAGUGGAAAAGGUCCUUGAAUCAAAGACUGCAAAGCUUCAGGCACCAUAUAAGAAACAUAACAAGGAAAGUUUCCAGUUCAUCAGUGAGGAGAUAUUUCAAUGGUGCUCUGAUCCGGCAAACCUUAUCUCUAACAACCUUGAACCGCUACCCUAAAUAGGUAACACCAGUUAAACAGCACAACUACCCAGGACACUGCUUUCACUCAUUUUCUUUCUCAAAAUUUUACUUUUUUCCAGAGGAAAUUCGAUGAUAUUUAAAUAUUAGAGAUAAAGGUAUGCAUUACACCUUUUCAGAAUCCUCAAAAUUAAGAGUGUUUCGGUAUACAUUACAUAUAAUAUAGUACACAGACGGGACACAGACUCUCCUUUCUACAGAUCUAUAUAUAGACUAUUACAGUCUAAGAAAAGAGCACUAAUUAAUAUUUAGUUAUGCCCCCAAAAUGACUUUUCUGCAAUUAGCUUAAAAGAAGCACAGAAUUCUGUAUUGGAAGCAUAAUCCUGGGUUGUUUCAACUGGUGUUUUCAUCAAGUGGCCUACCUGACUGAAACUAUAAAAAAAAUCUUUAAAAAAAAUGAAUGUAUAUCUUGCCAGAGCAAAGAUGAUAUAUUUUUCAUACAUAUAUAUAUUUAUAUUUAUCUAUAUUCAUAUUUAUUUCAUUUAUAUUAGUAUUUGAAUUCAUUAAGUGCUCUUUGCUAUCUUUGUGGUAUUUAUGUAAUUCAAUGUAUAUUUAGGUUAUGUGAGUGAAAUAAGUGAAAAAACAGAAUCAAGAUAAACCGAAUUUAGGUUGAAUAUAUCAUCUGUGCUGGUCGUAGCGACAUUGCGAUGAAAACUUAAAAAAAAUGGAGUAAAUGUAUUGUAAUAUACUUCUCAGAAUUAUUUUUCAUUUGAACAAAAGUGUUAAGUACUGCAAUCAAGUAUAAAGUAUAAGUGAAGAAUUUAAUUGGAAAUUCUGAUUAUUCACCCCCUUUUGUAUUGCAUUGUAUAAAACUGAAAAGUAAAUAAAAUAAAACAAGAAAAUGAUACAUGAAACUGCCAUUAUGAUGCCAAGAUUUUCUGGUCUUAAUUUAGCUUCUUGAACUUAUCUUAAAAAUCAAUGAAACAAUGCACAGUCGAUAACAUAUGAAUGUCUGUUUCAAUUUUUUUCAACAAAAAAGAUGUUUCCAGUUUUAAUUUUAUGCAGACAUUUAGCACCUAUUUACUACAAGUGAGCACAUUUAUAUUUAUUUGUUUUUAAGAAUGUAAAAAAUAGGUAAUUAGGGCAUUUUUAAAUAAAUAUUUCAACUAUUUAUAAUAUAUUGUAAUUACAGGGAUACUUCAGACUGAAAGUAAUGAUUUAAACAGAUAAGUAAAAACAACGAAAAUUUUUAUCAAAAUCAGACAAAGAAUAACAACAUUAUGGCAUUAAAAAACUUUUCGUUACUUCAGUGAAAUUGUUCUAUGCAUGCCUUCAUGAAUAUGCAAUGAAUUUGAUGUCAUAUCUCCACUUGUUCUUUUGUAUUUUAUGAUAUGAAUUUAUUUUUUUCUUCAAAUUUUGUUCCCCAAGAAUGUAAAAAUAGGAUUGAAUUGAUUGAAUUAAUGUGCAAAAUGAUCAUUGCUGCAACCUAAUUU